Molecule: messenger RNA, 1041 nt
Organism: Verticillium alfalfae VaMs.102
Lineage: Eukaryota; Fungi; Ascomycota; Sordariomycetes; Glomerellales; Plectosphaerellaceae
Product: SEC14 cytosolic factor
Exons: 3
Coding region: 1-1041 (346 amino acids)
Source: RefSeq, a predicted model, not a curated record
AUGGCAGCCCAGACACAAAUUGCGCCUGAGCUUGCUGCUCCUGAGCUUGAUUCGAGCUACGACAAAUUUGACUACCCCACGAAAGCUGCUGUGGCUCAGGAUGGCCAUCCCGGACACUGUACCGAGGCGCAGAAGGCCCAAAUUCACCAACUGCGCAUGAUGCUCGAGGCUGAGGGCAUCACGUCCCGCCUGGACACCUUGACACUGUACGCCAGGUUCGUCGAGUUUGACAAGUGGCGCAAGGAGAUUCAUCUGGAUGCUCUCGUACCUACUUGGGAUUACAAGGAGAAGGAGCAGAUGCUCCAGUACUACCCUCAAUACUACCACAAGACUGACAUUGAUGGCCGACCCGUAUACAUCGAGCAGCUCGGUAGCAUCAACCUGACCGAAAUGCGCAAGAUCACCACCGAUGAGCGCAUGUUGGACAACCUUGCUGUCGAGUACGAGAAGUGUGCCGAUCCUAGGUUCCCCGCCGCCUCUGCCGUCAAGGGCUCGCUUGUCGAAACUUGUUGCACAAUCAUGGACCUCAAGGGCAUUAGCCUUGGCAACGCAUCUCAAGUCUACGGCUACGUCAAGCAGGCCUCUGUGAUCUCGCAGAACUAUUAUCCCGAGCGUCUUGGCAAGCUCUACAUGAUCAACGCUCCUUGGGGCUUUUCUGCCGUCUGGGGCAUGGUCAAGGGCUGGCUCGACCCUGUCACUGUCAAGAAGAUCGACAUUCUUGGCUCAAGCUACUCUAAGGAGCUCCUUAAACAGAUCCCUGCCGAAAACCUCCCCGAGAAGUUCGGUGGCAAGUGCGUUUGCAAAGAAGGCUGCCACAACAGCAACGCCGGUCCUUGGCAGGAACCUCAGUGGAAGAACAGGGCUUGGUGGGAUAAGCCUGAGGCUAAGCAGCAGGCUCUCGCGGCCCUCAAGGGCACCUCGAAGGAUCCUCAUGUCCUUGUCAACGAGGGCGGCGAGACAGUCAUUGCUCCCACCGGUGCCGCCGGCGCAAUCCCCGCCGGUACCGCCGACGCGGGCGCUCCUGCCAAGGCCACGGCUUAA